UGAGAAGGAAGCUGGGCGUUGAAAGAGCGGCGCUGAUUAGCGAAUAUGGAGUCGCCUGGAUGAAAGCCCACUUGUGAUUCGUCGUAAGUAGACCGAAGCCUCUGUGGGGUGGAACUGGCCGGACUGUGAGAUAUGGCUGGCACCGUGCUCGGGGUAGGGGCCGGCGUGUUCAUCUUAGCCCUGCUCUGGGUGUUGGUGCUGCUGCUGUGUGUGCUGCUAUCCAGAGCCUCCGGGCUAGCCAGGUUCUCUGUCGUUUUUAUGUUCCUCGGUGCUCUGAUCAUCACAUCAGUUCUGCUGCUCUUUCCUCGAGCCAGUGAAGUCCCAGCCCCAGAGGUCGAAAUGAAGAUUGUGGAUUCCUUUUUCAUUGGCCGCUAUGUCCUGCUGGCUUUCCUCACUGCUGUCUUCCUUGGAGGCCUCUUUUUGGUUCUCAUUCAUCAUAUCCUAGAGCCAAUCUAUGCCAAACCACUGCGGUCCUACUGAGCACUGUUCGGGAAAACCAAGACCCUGUUCUGUCCUUCACUUUUUAUGUCACUGGUGAGCAGAAAGUUAUUAUUCAGAGCCUUGUUUUGACAGCCUUUAUGCCUUAAGAUCAGAGAAAUAUCCAUUCAUGACUAGGACAAAAUCCCUUGAAUCUUGGCUUCCGGAAAUGGGGUUGCAAAAGUGGCCCUGCAGAGAUGAUUCUCACCAUCUUCAGAGGGAUGUUGCGGUCUUCUUUGCACUUGUUCCUGAGGUUUUCUAUCUGUUUUGAAAGGGAAAUAGUAACAGUGAUCUGCUUCCAGUAGAUUUUCAAUCAAGACAUCAGUAAGUGGAUUUUGGGAAAAGGAGCAAUUUGGAUUCUGCUGUCCAGGAGAUGGAAGAAUCUCAUCCUUUCGAUAAUACACAAGAUUCUUAGUUGCAAGGGUGGGAUCAUUAGGAAAGGAAAGGCACUCCAAGUUCAAAAGUUUAUUUUACUGUGAUGAGUUGGAAGACUUACCCAGGUGUUAGUUGUUGACCAGUGUGUAUAUGGUGCCACAGAAUCUAUACAAGCAAUGGGUGUCCCUUCCCUCUGCUCUAAUAAAGCAAUAAACAACCCAAGGACUCACUUUCACUUCAGACUCGGCCACAGCUUUCCUAGUCUAUAUUCUAUAUUUCAAAUUUGUUUGAAAUUGGAAGGGCAUGGAAGUGUUGGUUUUUGUCUUGCUGCUAUAGAUCUCUGGAUUCUUUCUCUUUCGCAAUUUGGUAGCCUUCGUGUGCCUUAUUUAAUUAUUGUAGAGUCCAUUUUGGGUUAUGAUCAUUUCUUUUUAGUUUUGUAGCCCUUUCUCCAAAGCUGAUGAGGAAUAUACAUUCCCAAGAUUAGAUACAACUUUAUACCUGUCUGAGAUCCCACAUCAACCGAAAUUUAUUAUUAAAUGGAGGGGCUCUGGGCUGGUUCCACUUUAGAAGUCUCCUCCUGACUCCCUAGAACUAAAUGAAGAAGGAUCUUCUGGCUUAAAAUUAAGAACAAGGAAACAAGUUGGAAAGAGACCUUUGGGCGUGUGCUAUAGGCCAGCAGUAGACUAGUUCCCUUGUAAAUCAAUGUCUUUAAAUUUUACAGCAAUAUAUUUAUUAUCAUCCUGUUUUAAAGUAGAAAAAAGUAAGGCUCAAAGAGAUGAACUGACUUGCCCAGGCGUCACAUAACAGCCAGUGUGCACACCCAGGUGUAGCAGACUCCGGGGUCCGUCUCAGACUAGAAAGAAAACCCACUGAGCUUUGUGGAGCUUUGAUUGAGAGCUUGGGCAAGUCAGGGCCAUGUCUCCUUCACUUUCUCUCCCAGAUCCUGUUGUCAGGGUAGAGAUGAUACCCCAGUGGGGGCUAAGCUCUAAAUUAAAAGAGGAGAGAAUGGGUGACUCCGGGGGAGUCAUGGACUGGUGAGGGCCAGGUGUAUUUAUUUCUGCGCUUAAACUG
Messenger RNA from Zalophus californianus (California sea lion), 1923 nucleotides. RefSeq names its product transmembrane protein 218 (gene TMEM218). The record is from RefSeq and is a predicted model, not a curated record. The transcript has 4 exons. The coding region runs from base 133 to 480 and encodes 115 amino acids. NCBI's taxonomy places the organism in Eukaryota, Metazoa, Chordata, Mammalia, Carnivora, Otariidae.